CUUCAACAGGCACACGACACAAGGCGGCAUUGGGACAUGGAUGAUUCAAACUUUGAUCGCGAAAGAAUCAUGCUAAGUCAAGUUCAGAAAGUCCUCUUGCUUGUUUAUUUCUUCUCUGUACUACAGAUAAACAUUCAUACAGUCUCAAGUUCCCUUAAUCCCGUCCGUAUCACUACUACCUGCCAAAUGCCGCUUGCGGCUUGCCACGAAGAUCAUCCUAGUUUUAGUCCUUCUUGGCGAUCAAUUAAUUAUACGAGGACCUGUUAGGCCCGUCCUCCAAGGUUUCUCUAAGGGAAUGAAAUUGAUUGAUGUUUCGCGGGAUUGUUCCCAUUUUGUUACUCGUUUCGCUAAUUUCUUCUAGUUCUAGACCUAGCAGCGCCCACCUCGAACGAAACAAAACGUUACCAGAACUACCAUCGGUGAGGUAGCCAAGUAGGUAUACAUCCCUAUAAUAAGGGUCAUCGGGCAAUUAAUACGUACACCUGGGUUGGAAUUCAUCUCGUCUUACUCCAAUACUUCACUGCCUUCCAUGCAUGGCUUUUGCUCGUUGCGAUCGGAUGGCAGGGGUCUGAGUUGCCGUUUCAGUGCCUUGGCUGAUUUUCAUCCAGGGUCCCGCCAAGACGCGGAAACUUGGAAUGUGCUCCAUCUUCAGCUGAGUGAAUGGACAGGACCCUCCGCUACGUAUUAUAAGAUAGGUGGUAGGUAGCCAAGGUACCUACGAUGUUUACAUCAUUGAGCCUUACUAUGUAAAUACGGCUCGAGUCUGUGUGAACUUCCACUAGCUCCUGCAACUUGUUACCUCGACGACCAUCCCGAACGGAUAUGAGUAGCAUGCUGCUGUGAGCAUAUUUAUGGUGGCAAUUACAAUAAUACCGCUGUUACCUCAAACCGGAAAGCCUCACGUCAUGCUGUAUAAGAAGUACGGAGUAGAAAUAAAGUUGAUUGGUACCUACUCCGUACGUGAGAGCGGUGUUGUUGUGCACUUAUCGCCCGGUCUGUUGGGCUGGUUCGCAGGGAUAUUCGACAUUUUUAUCAUCUAUACACAGGGAUCAAAAGGUGAGGAUCCUUCAAUCCUACUCCGAGGCUUGGCAGGGGCUGUGGAUGGUGAGGUGAACUUUCGGGCUUUUAGCUCCGUUGAGAUUUAG
This is a messenger RNA of Pyricularia oryzae 70-15, 1145 nucleotides long. RefSeq lists its product as uncharacterized. The transcript is spliced from 5 exons. Lineage: Eukaryota; Fungi; Ascomycota; Sordariomycetes; Magnaporthales; Pyriculariaceae. The coding region runs from base 852 to 1145 and encodes 97 amino acids. The record is from RefSeq and is a predicted model, not a curated record.